AUGUAUCGAGGUAAGGAUCGGAAUAUCUUACCGGACGAUACCGAGGUUCUCGAAUGCCGUCAGCGACCUGCUUCGUCAGGUAUUUUUGGUCCCGUCCAACAGUUGAUCCGUUUCAAAUCCCUUGAUGAGGUCAUUGAACGUGCAAAUGACUCGGAUUAUGGAUUGGCAGCCGCUGUCUUCUCCAAAGAUAUAGACAAGGUCAACUACCUGGUUCAGGGUCUACGUGCGGGUACGGUUUGGGUUAAUGCCUACAAUGUUCUUGCGGCGCAAGCUCCAUUCGGUGGAUACAAAAUGUCCGGACACGGUCGCGAAAACGGAGAGUAUGGUUUGCAGGCGUAUACCGAAAUCAAAAGUGUCAUCACCCGUAUCCCGGUCAAAAAUUCCUAA
Molecule: messenger RNA, 387 nt
Organism: Uranotaenia lowii
Lineage: Eukaryota; Metazoa; Arthropoda; Insecta; Diptera; Culicidae
Product: aldehyde dehydrogenase, mitochondrial-like
Exons: 2
Coding region: 1-387 (128 amino acids)
Molecular function (GO): aldehyde dehydrogenase (NAD+) activity
Source: RefSeq, a predicted model, not a curated record